Messenger RNA from Cercospora beticola, 1065 nucleotides. RefSeq lists its product as uncharacterized. Gene Ontology annotation, molecular function: arylformamidase activity. The record is from RefSeq and is a predicted model, not a curated record. NCBI's taxonomy places the organism in Eukaryota, Fungi, Ascomycota, Dothideomycetes, Mycosphaerellales, Mycosphaerellaceae.
AUGUCCGAAGGUAAACAACGUACAGUCAUACAGAGUGCCAAAGAGCGGCUCUCUGCCAUCUCCGACUCCAUAGCUGGCGUUUCACACUUUACAUUUCCUGCGUUCGAUCAGAUUCCACGCGUUGAAGGUCAGCCCCAAGGAUGCACAUGGAGCUUUUGGGAUAAGAAUGGUGUGAAGGAUGAAAUCGGAACCCUGAACCUCUUGACACCAGAAGUCGUACAGCAAGCCUCAAAGGAGAUCAAGACCGGACAACAUGUCCAGCUAGAUUGGAACUUGUCAGACAAUGUUCAAUUUCCGGGUUUUGGAAGGAGAAAGCUGGAACACAAAGUCCUCGAUGCCCGAGCCGCGUCAGAAGGAAAGCAUGCAGGAUUUGACGAUGAGCUGCAUCUCAACACACAGAGCGGCUCCCAGUGGGACUCGUUGAAGCAUUUUGCCCAUCAGCCAACUCAGAUGUACUAUAAUGGUCUGUCCCACGAUGAGGCCUUGAAGAAUGACAGGAACGGCAUCCACAAGUGGUGUGAACGAGGCGGAAUCGUAGGAAGAGGCAUUCUGGUAGACUGGCUGAGCUGGUACGAGAAGAAACAUGGCGAUCCUCCUUCCGCAGUGUCCAGACACGAGAUACCUGUGAGCGAGCUCGAUGCUUGCCUCAAGUGGCAGAACACCGUACCAAGGGUCGGAGACAUUCUAAUUGUUCGAAGUGGAUAUACGAAAUGGCACGAGUAUGCUUCGCCGCAGGAUCGCAAAGCUGGGACCCAGGACAAUUCUAUUGCGAUUGGUCUCCAGAACAACGAGGCGACUGUGCGGUGGCUGUAUGAUCAUCACUUUGCGGCUGUAGCUGGUGAUACAAUUGCUUUUGAGGCUUGGCCGCCGCCAUUCGAGACUGGCUGGACGUUGCACGAAUGGUUGUUGGUGCAGUGGGGUACGCCGAUUGGCGAGCUGUGGAAUCUGGAAGAACUGAGCAAGAUUUGCGAAAAGGAACGUCGUUGGACGUUCUUUUUGACGAGUGCACCAUUGAACGUCCGUGGCGGCGUAGGCAGUCCUCCUGGAGCGAUCGCCAUUUUCUAA